This is a messenger RNA of Durusdinium trenchii, 1415 nucleotides long. NCBI's taxonomy places the organism in Eukaryota, Dinophyceae, Suessiales, Symbiodiniaceae. The record is from the annotation of a GenBank genome assembly.
AUGGUCUCACUGAAGAUGUUGUGGAUCAAUCAGGCAUCCAAAUUGCUGCAGGAUGCUUCCAUGGUACCAGCCUUCAUGCGUAUGUGUGGUGCUCGUUUUGGCCGAGGAGUUUCCAUAGCUGCAGAAGUCAUGCUGCCUGACACGUUGGUGGUGGGAAAUGGUUGCUUCAUUGCUACACGAAACAUCCUCACCAGCGCGACGGUGGACCAGGGUCAGUUCCGAGUUCCGUGCGUUACACACCUGGGUGACAACUGCUUUGUAGGGAACGACAACUGCUUGCCGGCGGGGCUGCCAGAGGGCAGCUUCUGCGGUCUAAAUACAUCGCUACCCAAAAGGCCUGACCAGAAGAACUUGGGCUACUUCGGAACCCCUGCGAUGACCUUCAAACGCCCAAGCAGCUUAAGCAAGGAUGGCUCACCAGAGGAAGAUUCCACUGCAGCUUUGUGGUGGUUUCACUUCAGCACCAAUGUGAUUGAUAUCUUCAUUUUGCGCGGCUUGCAGGCCAUGGUUGUUGCAUCUUCGCUUGUGAUGAGCAGGUGCCUGUUUCCUUCCACCACGAACACUUCAGUUCUGGCCGUGCUAUUCAUGGUGACGCUUAUAUACCUCCUGAUGAAAGUUGUUGCCAUGAGUGACGUCGGUGAGGGAGCCGUGUUGCGACCAGCAAGUGUCUUGCAUCACCACUUUCUGCAGCCCUUGGUCAGUGCAGAGGAGGGCCGCCGGAAGGCCAGCAGUGAUUCGGAGGCACGGAGUGCUCGAAGCGCGAGGAGUGCACGAAGCCGCAGCCAAAAGGCGGCCGAGGCCCCGCAAAAAGAGCCGCCGCUUCCAAGCGGCUAUCCGCAAGCUUUGCCUUUGCCGACAGCCUUACUCCGCACUCACGAACUGUCGGAGGUGAAGCUGCAAGCAGGUCGCGCAGUGGAUGAUCCGAGGACCAAGGCCUUGAGUCGGGCGACGUGGGCGGGGUGGAUCCAGGUGGUGAUAAACGGGAAAGAAGCGUUCAGAAUGACGUUCUUUGGAGUGUCAGAACACAUAGCCUAGCAAGUUAUAUAUCUGAUAGGUUAUAGGAAUAUGCCCAUGCUUGCCCUCCCUUUGCAGCUUGUGGCCCCUCGGUUUUUGUGGGAAGGUGAGGCUUUGAGCGCACAGGAAUGCCUACGGCUGACUUGCAUGAAAAGAACAUGUUUUGCUUCAGACGCCUCGCUUGCUUCAGGAUCAUGUUGAUUUGACUCCCAGCUUCAAAUUGUUGCAAGGGUCACCCCGCAGAUCUCGAAACAGCUCUGCGCCCUGAGCAUCUAAACUGGAUCGAUUCAUUCGAUGAAGAAGCGCGCUGCUUGGGGGACACUAUCUUCUUGACGAGGCUCGCGAGGGGAAGAAGCCCAUGCCGCUCGAGCGCUCGUUGUCACCAGAGGCGAAGUAUCAGC